AUGAGCCUUGGAGGGAGAAAGCUCCAAGCCAUGAAUGACGCUGCCUCUGCCAUCGCUGCAGCAGGUAUCUUCCUCGGCGUCGCGGCAGGCAAUGAAGCCAUGCCUGGCGAUUACACAUCCCCGGCAUCUAAACCUACUGUGUAUACCGUGGGUGCUACGGCAAUCAAUGGCACGCUCUUCAAACGGUCCAAUUAUGGCACCGUAAUCGACAUCCUGGUACCCCACGUUAAUAUCACCAGCACUUGGAUCGGUGGAGGCACUGAGACUAUCUCUGGAAUCAUAAGUAACUUCCCUGAUCGACGUGCUUAUGUGACGUGCGCUGAUAUUCUUCACCGUCUUCAGAGUAUGAUUACCCCGCAUGUCGUUGGGCACACUGAACCUUCUGGACUAUGA
This is a messenger RNA of Alternaria atra, 393 nucleotides long. RefSeq lists its product as uncharacterized. The record is from RefSeq and is a predicted model, not a curated record. NCBI's taxonomy places the organism in Eukaryota, Fungi, Ascomycota, Dothideomycetes, Pleosporales, Pleosporaceae. Gene Ontology annotation, biological process: proteolysis. Gene Ontology annotation, molecular function: serine-type endopeptidase activity. The coding region runs from base 1 to 393 and encodes 130 amino acids. The transcript is spliced from 2 exons.